AUGGAGGGAGGAGGAGAGGAGGAGACCCGAGGAGAGGAGCCUGAAACCUUCACCAAACUGUGCAGAGCCUCACCAAGAGGAGGAGGUGGGGGGGGCAGCUGCAGACAAAAUGGCCUCAUCGACACCCACAGGUUGGGGGUGGAGCCCCGGGAGGCGCUGCUGUCAGUGUACUCGGCUCCUCAGUACCAGGGUCACGUGGUGGUGAACGCACCCCCUCAGCAGGAGCACAGCGGGGGUCCUUCUCAGCUCCUAAACCCCAGCGCUCUCCUCCCCCACCAGACAGUGUCGGACCCCCGCCUCAGGCCGGCCCCCGGACUCCUCCUGUGCCCAGAGAGCAUCCUGCGGGCGUGGGGGGAAGCCGGGGGAGGCGACUGCUGCGAGACCACCUUCAUCGAGGGGCUUGGUCCUGACACCUCCUCCUCUGCUGCCGCGUCCGCCAAGGAGGCGCGGCUGUUUGCUGAUGGGAAGUUUCUGGACUUUUCUGGAGAGGACAUAAAGAUUCACACGCUGUCGUACGACAUCGACGAUGAGGACGAGUUCCAGGAGCUCGAGAGCGAUUACUCCAGCGAAUCAGAGAGUGAGGACACCUUCCUGUUGAUGCCUCCCAGAGAUCACCUGGGCCUCAGUGUCUUCUCCAUGCUCUGCUGCUUCUGGCCGCUCGGCAUCGCAGCUUUCUACCUGUCGCACGAGACCAAUAAGGCGGUGUCUAAAGGAGACUUCCACCUGGCCAGCUCCAGCUCCAGGCGAGCUCUCUUCCUGGCCGUGCUGUCAAUCACCAUCGGGACGGGUAUCUAUGUGGGCGUGGCCGUGGCGCUCAUCGCCUACCUCUCCAAGAACAACCACUGGUAGGGAGGGAAACUACCCAUCAGCCCCGCGUCUCCCUCAUGUCCACCUGGAGUCCGGCCCUCAGGUGAGCAUUUCUUCGGCAGGUCGAGCCACGUCUGUGGAUGACUCGACUGUUUGACAGGUGACUCUGGAGUUUUGAAGGACUCCAACCUGAAACCUUUAAACCAAUCAGAUUCCAGGAUCUCUGUGAGGAACUGUGGAAGUUUUGAAAGAGGUGAGACAGCGGGAACAAAAGAAGCUCCAGCAAUUUGUUUUUCUGACUCUGAGGAAUUCAGUUAGUUUUAAAGAACAUUUCCAGUGUGGUUUUUUUCCCGUUGUUAUUUCCCACAAUUCUUUUGUUAAAUAAGUGACGUAAAUUAGACAAGAUCAAAUUAAAAAUGAAUGAUUUUAAAUUGUAUCAUUUAUAAAUCUCUAACUUCAGUUAUUUUAGUUUGUAACAGACAAAUGUCAGCCUAUAAUCGCUCGUACUACCAGCCGUGACAGCGGGGCUGGUGUUGUUUUCACCUUGGGGCUCUGUGCAUGUCUCGUCAUGGCAGAAUCCGGUCCUGGAGACGCCUCCUGUGGUGGGGACUGCCGCUGAGUCAGACACCAUCUGUCUGACUGUGGACAGAUGUUGUCACCACCAUAGCAUCACAACUGGGAAAGAUACAGUCAGACACUUUACAGGUGUGAGAUCAAAAUGAAGGUCGAGUUCGAAGCUGUGGUCCGACCCACGAGUCCUCAUGGGCCUGAACGUCAACAUGUUGACAAGCGUCUGCUGUGAUUCCCAUCACGGGAUGGUCUCUAGUUGUUGCAUUACUGACUUUAAUUAGUACGUAAUUCGAUGAUUAGUUUCCUGAUUUAGAGCUGCAGCAGUCGGUUGAUGAAGUGAUCAGUUGAUCGA
Messenger RNA from Xiphias gladius (swordfish), 1729 nucleotides. Its product is annotated as synapse differentiation-inducing gene protein 1. The record is from RefSeq and is a predicted model, not a curated record. The transcript has 3 exons. Gene Ontology annotation, biological process: synaptic vesicle clustering; positive regulation of synapse assembly. Bases 1 to 849 code for a protein of 282 amino acids. Gene Ontology annotation, cellular component: intracellular membrane-bounded organelle; synaptic vesicle membrane; postsynaptic density membrane. Lineage: Eukaryota; Metazoa; Chordata; Actinopteri; Istiophoriformes; Xiphiidae.